Messenger RNA from Fusarium verticillioides 7600, 2543 nucleotides. RefSeq lists its product as hypothetical. The record is from RefSeq and is a predicted model, not a curated record. Gene Ontology annotation, molecular function: polyubiquitin modification-dependent protein binding. Gene Ontology annotation, cellular component: VCP-NPL4-UFD1 AAA ATPase complex. NCBI's taxonomy places the organism in Eukaryota, Fungi, Ascomycota, Sordariomycetes, Hypocreales, Nectriaceae. Bases 311 to 1453 code for a protein of 380 amino acids. The transcript is spliced from 3 exons.
CCGAGUCCCUGACAAACCAAACUGCGUCAUCAAGAGCUGCCACUGUAGCCUCCACGCGCCCCACGUUACUUGUGGCUUUGGAUCUUCAACGAACAUUGAUGGAAGCUCAUCCUGUAAACAUUUCAACCUCGCAACUGUGAAUCACCACCAUCCUCCCUCCGACUACUUAAGACGCACGUUUCUUCUCAGAAGCGUAAGAAAACAGAGCAUCUUUUCAAGGAAGCCGAUUUACUUCUUGACCGCCUAUAUCUUCAAGUCCUGCACUCACGAGAUCCCUAAAGCGACUGCGAACCAAUAAACCAUUGUCGCCAUGUAUUCAGGCUUCGGCGGUGGGUUUGACCCCGCUAACCCCGACCACCUCUACAACAUGGCCCGCCAUGGACGACGUCCCAUUGUGCAACGAUUUGACGAGUACUAUCGAUGCUAUCCUCUAGUCAUGGCCCCCGGAGCUGAACGACCAGAACUCAACUACGGUUCCAAGAUAAUUCUGCCGCCGUCCGCUCUUGACAAGGUGUCGAAGCUUCAUGUGCAGUGGCCUUUGCUCAUGGAGUUGAUCAACGGAGAGAAAGGCAAACAUUCACAUGCGGGUGUGCUAGAGUUCAUUGCGGAGGAAGGCCGAGCAUACAUUCCUCAAUGGAUGAUGGAAACUCUUGGCAUGGACGUUGGCGACAUGAUCCAGGUCCGCACCACAUCAUUGGAGCUGGCCAAGAUGGUCAAGCUACAGCCUCAAUCCGUCAACUUCCUUGAGAUUAGUGAUCCCAAGGCAGUGCUGGAGAAGGCUUUCCGCAAUUUUGCCACCCUUACCAAGGGUGAUGUCUUCAACUUCGCCUACAACGAUGAAGUGUAUGAUGUGGCCGUUCUCGACGUCAAGCCCGAGACGGACAAGAUGGGAGUCAGUAUGAUCGAGACCGACGUGUCAGUAGAAUUCGCGCCCCCAGUCGGCUACGUCGAACCUGAGCGCCAGAGCGGAACCAGCACCCCAAGAAGCACACGAGGUGGUGUCCCUGCUGGAGGUCUGCUACACAAUCAAGGAACCAUGGCGCAAGCCAUCAACUACAGCGCCAUUGCUCCAUCAGUGACAAGCAAUGUGACUAAUUUCCUCGGAGAGGGUCAAAAGCUUGCCAAGAAGGGCAGCAAGGCUCCAACACCCAAGCCGGCUACUCCGGUUCCUACGGUGGAGAUUCCAGGAAUGCCUAGGAGGCGUGAUGGUGCUCCGGCAGCUCUCCGUCUGCCGCCUAACAAGCUUUUCUUCGGAUACGAGAUCAAGCCAGUCAAGACGGACGCCGAUAAGGAAGAGGAGAAGGAGAACGCCAACAGGCCUCACUUUGCUGGCCAAGGCCAGACACUUCGAGGUGCCGUCAAGAGAAAGGGAGAAGGAGACGACAAGACCAAGGCCCCCGAGAAGAAGGGUACCAGCGAAGGAAACAGACUUGACGGCCGACGGCCACGAUGAACAAGGACAAUGCAAUGAAUUGGACUGGCGUUUGGGUGGUGGGGCAACGUAAUUUAGAGCUUGGUUCGACUUAUACUGGGCAGUCUGUCAUUGUUUCCCGUGUGGGUGACUGAUGUCAUCACGAAUGAAUAAACAUGAACACAUGCAAGGUACGAGUCUCAUGAAAUCAGAGCCAUGAAGUUACGCCUCAAGAUGUUUGACUUUCAGCAAAUGAUUACUCGCUGUCCUUUUUCUUCUUCUCACUGAGAACCUCUUUUGGUCUCUAUCUUCUGGCACUCACUCGCAGACGAGAAACAAAAAGUAUUUGGCAUGAAAGACGGAGACACUGAAAGCCAUGCAGAACAUGUCAUCAUAUUGAUACAUGAAUCGCGAGCCCCAAAGCAUCCGCAUGCGUAUGACUAUCUUACUGCCGUUCCAAAAAUCAGCACGAUGAAUCAGAGACUACGCACAUUCAAGAUCUAGAAACAAGAAACGUUGGCAUUGAAUAGAGUCCAUCAUCCUUCAUAAAGCAAAGUGGCUUUGUGUGGGACAAACGCGUGACAUCUUAUAAAUCGAACUUCUAAAGCCUUCAGAAGGUGGCUGCAGACAGAAUUGGCCUUCUCGAUAGUUAUGCAAACAGGAAAUUACUGGAUUUGGGAAAAGAGUGACUAUGGGUGGACAGCUAAUGAGCGUCGCUAAGGAAAAAGUCGCAAUGAGGAUUCUCCGUGAGAAGCUUUUGCAAGAAGCAGAAGAUGACUGGCGUAUCACAUGGGAAUUACCCGUGUACAGGUGAGGUGCGUAGUAGGAAAUCAAAGUGAAUUUCAUGUUGCGAGAGCUAUCAAUCCAGCUCUCCGGGGCUGUAAAUAUCCCCUAUUAUCUCGCCCCCUAUCAAUAGCAUCUAAAGCCUCGACAUCACCAGCCCUUCAGAUAUCUGUCCUUUGAUGAUAGAGUUGCAGCAGUGUCUAAGCGCCGUCAACAUUGGCAAGCCAGUUCUCAAACUUGGCUUCCUUCUCUGUAGGAGAAAGGCUAUGAGAAUAUCAGUGACUGUAUUAAGACAUGUGUACCAGUCAAACAUACCUGCCCCCAGGCUUGCCCUGGAUACCAACGGGAG